CACGGACAGCCGCUCACACGCAGGUUUCGCUCAUUUGUAUCACAGCCCAACAGUACCUCGGACAGUGCCGAGGCAGAAGCGAACGGGGGUCGAAAUGCACUUCUCCAAGCUGACGGCAAGCAUUGUAUGGUCCUCUAGAAUGAAUAGAAUUUCAUCACACAUAAAAAACAAACGGAGGAUUUGCUGAGGAUUUAGAAAACACAAGGAAAUGAACGGCAGAAUAUAAAUUAGAUUUUAAUUGUCUAGCGAUUCACUCACACAUAAACAGCGCACAUUCCUUCGCAGUGUAUGUUAAUGUAACCACAUUCCAGCGGGUACACUGGGACUGGAGGCGGUCAGAGAAGCGUGGAUAAAAGACGGACACACCAGCCCACUGACAGCAGGAAAAGACGAGACCCGGGAUCACGGAGCUACGGAGUUUUACACAAAAUGCGUCUGUGUCUGCUUGCCAUUUUCUUCUCGUGCUCCUUUGCGCGUGGCGGCUGUGAGCCGAAGAUGGUCAACAUCGGCGCCGUCUUGAGUCAGAAGAGGUAUGAACAGGUGUUCAAGGACGCGGUCGCCCAAGCCAACAACAUAUACGGAAAAGAUAAGUUCAAGCUGAACGCCAUCUCUGUCACCCACAAACCCAACGCUAUUCAGAUGGCUCUUUCCGUCUGCGAAGAUCUCAUCUCGAGCCAGGUGUACGCAAUCCUGGUGAGUCACCCACCGCAGUCCGUUGACCACCUCACGCCCACGCCCGUCUCCUACACUGCUGGAUUCUACCGCAUCCCAGUGGUGGGGCUGACUACACGCAUGUCCAUCUACUCAGACAAGAGUAUCCACCUGUCCUUCCUGCGCACAGUGCCUCCGUACUCCCACCAGGCUCAGGUGUGGUUUGACAUGAUGCGGGAGUUCCGCUGGAACCACAUCAUCCUGAUCGUGAGCGACGACCACGAGGGGCGUGCCGCCCAGAAGAGACUGGAGACGCUGCUGGAAGAGAGGGAGACCAAGAAUAAAAACAGGAACUAUGAAAACCUCGACCAACUGUCCUAUGACAACAAGCGAGGACCCAAGGCAGAGAAAGUCCUCAUGUUCAGCCAAGACACCAACCUCACAGCACUGCUCCAAGAGGCCAAAGAGCUGGAGGCCCGGGUCAUCAUCCUCUCAGCCAGCGAAGACGAAGCGGCUGCGGUCUACAAGGCGGCACGCCAGCUCAACAUGACGGGCUCCGGUUACGUGUGGAUGGUUGGAGAGAGAGAAAUGUCCGGUAAAGCCCUGAGCGAGGCUCCAGACGGUUUGAUCGGCCUUCAGCUGAUCAAUGGCAAAAAUGAGUCAGCGCACAUCAACGAUGCCGUGGCAGUGGUGGCGCAGUCCAUCCAAGAGCUCUUCGAGAAGGAGAACAUCACAGAGCCGCCCCGUGGAUGCGUAGGGAACACGAACAUCUGGAGGACUGGGCCUCUCUUUAAAAGAGUGCUGAUGUCAUCCAAGUACCCAGAUGGCCUGACAGGACGUGUGGAGUUCAAUGACGACGGAGACAGGAAGUUUGCCCAUUACAGCAUUCUGAAUUACCAGAAGACCAGGCUGGUUCAAGUGGGAGUCUACAAUGGCACACAAGUGGUGCUGAAUAGCCAGCGGAAGAUCAUCUGGCCUGGUGGAGAGACGGAGAAACCCAGAGGAUAUCAGAUGUCCACCAGGCUGAAGAUAGUGACCAUUCAUCAGGAGCCGUUUGUGUAUGUGAAACCUACCAUGCUGGAUGGCACAUGUAAAGAAGAGUACACAGUCAAUGGAGUCUUAAUUAAGAAGGUUAUCUGCACUGGGCCCAACGAAACUAUCCCUGGACGUCCCGUAGUGCCUCAGUGUUGUUUUGGGUUCUGUAUUGACUUGUUGAUCAAGCUGGCCAUGACCAUGAACUUCACGUAUGAGGUUCACCUGGUGGCCGAUGGGAAAUUUGGGACACAGGAGCGGGUAAAUAACAGCAACAAGAAGGAGUGGAACGGCAUGAUGGGAGAACUGCUGGGCGGCCUGGCCGACAUGAUCGUCGCCCCGCUCACCAUAAACAACGAGCGAGCCCAGUAUAUAGAGUUCUCCAAACCGUUUAAGUACCAGGGGCUGACAAUCCUCGUUAAAAAGGAAAUACCGCGAAGCACGCUGGACUCGUUCAUGCAACCGUUUCAGAGCACGCUGUGGCUGCUGGUGGGUCUGUCGGUACAUGUGGUGGCGGUGAUGCUUUACCUAUUAGACCGGUUCAGCCCAUUUGGAAGGUUCAAAGUGAACAGCGAAGAAGAAGAAGAAGAUGCCCUCACCUUGUCUUCUGCCAUGUGGUUUUCAUGGGGAGUACUGCUGAACUCUGGGAUCGGAGAAGGUGCACCACGCAGCUUCUCAGCAAGGAUCCUGGGUAUGGUGUGGGCAGGGUUUGCCAUGAUCAUUGUGGCAUCCUAUACUGCCAACCUGGCUGCCUUCCUGGUGUUGGACCGGCCUGAGGAGCGCAUCACUGGCAUCAAUGACCCUAGGCUGCGGAACCCAUCAGACAAGUUCAUCUACGCCACGGUGAAGCAGAGCUCUGUGGACAUCUACUUCCGGCGGCAAGUUGAGCUGAGCACCAUGUACCGCCACAUGGAAAAGCACAACUACGAGAGCGCCGCAGAAGCCAUCCAGGCUGUGCGGGACAAUAAGCUGCACGCCUUCAUCUGGGACUCUGCGGUUCUGGAGUUCGAAGCCUCACAGAAGUGCGACCUGGUGACGACGGGGGAGCUGUUUUUCCGCUCCGGUUUUGGGAUCGGCAUGCGGAAGGACAGCCCCUGGAAGCAGAACGUUUCCCUGGCCAUUCUCAGUUCCCAUGAGAACGGCUUCAUGGAGGACCUGGAUAAGACCUGGGUGAGGUACCAGGAGUGUGACUCCAGGAGCAAUGCCCCGGCCACGCUCACGUUCGAGAACAUGGCAGGUGUUUUCAUGCUGGUUGCUGGCGGAAUAGUCGCCGGCAUCUUCCUCAUCUUCAUUGAAAUCGCCUACAAGCGCCACAAGGACGCCCGCAGGAAGCAGAUGCAGCUGGCCUUUGCGGCUGUCAACGUCUGGAGGAAGAAUCUGCAGGACAGUAAGGAGGCACAGGGGAGUCAAGGUGUGGGCCAGCCCGGGACCCCCAGAUUACCCUCUUCCUCUCUAGAGAAUCAGGAUGAUAGGAAAAGUGGUAGAGCAGAACCCGACCCCAAAAAGAAAGCUUCUUUUAGGUCCAUCAGUGCCUCCCUGGCCUCCAGCAUCAAGAGACGUAGGUCCUCCAAAGACACGCCAUACCCCACUGACAUCACGGGCCAGCUGAACUUAUCUGACCCUUCCGUCAGUACUGUCGUGUGAAGAGAGACAGAGAAAGCUUGGGGGGGAAGGGGGGCCUUUCAGACCAGGGAAGGGGGGGGGAGGGGGGAGGUCCUGAUGUUGGGACAGAACCGCCGAUCCAUUUGCUGCUGAUUCAUCUGAGCCACAGUCCAUUUGGAGUUGUAGGACCACAGCUGGACCUCGCUGGACCAGAACGUGACUGAAAACGCUGAGCCUUCACACGUCUCAUACGAACCCGUACCGGCACACUGCUACGUCCCCCCCCCCCUCUCCCUUCCUCGUUGAAGUUGCAGACCAGCAAACUCGACAGCCUUUCCACUCACGUACUUCUUUAAAACCUUCCGCAGAUGUCAAAAUGUUGGACAGGCACGUGCCCAAGUCCGCACCCCUGGCCACGCUUGGCCGGAGACCUUUUGUCCUCCUUCGCAGUUUAUGGAAACCUGAUCAAAAUCGAUGAGCCGAAAAAGUUAAUGUUUUUACUCAAAGCUGGAGGAGGACAGUUCACUGCUAUUUAUGAACAAGUCAUACUAUUUAUUUGGGACUCUGCGUAUCAUUAAUGUGAACUAUAUUACUUGUUGUAUAUGUCCUACUACCUCUGCGUAUUUCAGCAUAUUUUAGAUAUGUAGCCUAUUUGAUACACUAUUAUGGCAAAGUAUUUUAAACAUGUGACAUUUCUUAAUUUGGAUCAGUUUUUGUGAAAAAAUGAAAACUAUGAGUUUGUGCAAUAUACGUCUUUUGUAUCAGCAGCUAUGGUGGUAGUGGUAGCGCGCAGCACUGUAAAUGCUCAGUAGUUGCUAAUCGAAGUUAGAAGACUGCUAUGUUCCUUGUGGCGCUGCUGUUCCUGCGUUUUUAUCGAAGUUCAAAAUCCCGCCGUCCACCACAGCGCUUGUGUCCAGCUGCACAAAUAUCCUCGUUACUCACGGGAAAAAUAAACAGAUUUUGUUUGUUAGUGAACGGUUGGAGACGUUUGUGCAGCUGAAUGCACGCCACAUGUGGUCAUGGAUCCUCCAUCAAAUGCUGCUAUAUUCAGGGUGGAUCUGAAGUGUUUGUUCAAGCUUGCAUUUUCAUGUGUGUGUGUGUGUGUGUAUGUACAUGCAUAUAUACACACACACACUUGUGCUUAAACAAAUAAUUCAAAACCACCUUGACAACAGCAGUAUUGGGUGUAUACAUGUACACCUGAACAAGUAAUUUGCAAAUUUCUAAAUAUUACUAUUACAACUGCAUAUUUCCCAUGGAACCAAAGUCAGCAUCCUAAGAGGACGUGGAUAGUCUCUCUCAGUACAUUGGAGUAGCCACAAGCUUUUCUAUUACAGCCAGUCUUCACUUUACAGGUUACUGAACCACAAGCUAAAGGCCCUUCUUACAAUAGCUGCUAAACCGUAGUCUGUGCACGGAGGAAGUGGGCUUUGUUCUACCAACCUUCACAUUUCAACAUUAGAACUUUACCUUUCUUAUGUAGCCAAUUAACCUUCAGUAUGGACAAAAUAUGAAUCUGUGAUUUGUAAUGGAAUCUGCCUAUAUAGCAUAUACACAUGUGUAGUAACUGUAAAUGUUAUCUUCUUUCUUCCUCUUUCUCACCUUCUUUUUUUAAAUGAUGUCAUUUCUCAGCUUCAUUUUUUGAUGUGCAUCCAAGUAAAAACUGUUUCUAUCCGACCAGCACCAGUUCUUUCAUGUAAGACCCCCAUUAUGUUGUGUUUCCUUAGUCAGGGCUUUUACAUGAAAAUGCCCAGGUGAAUUUCAGACUCAACAUACAGUAUUUAGUCCUGUAUUUUACACAAAAAUCAGGCCAUUCCCCUGGCUAUGGAGUUCAGAAAUCCUAAUCCCGUUACAUACUGUCCCACUGUACUUGGACACCACCAUAGAGUAGAAAUAACACUGUAUGGCACUUUUGUCUUAAACAAUCAAUUUGAGGGCUUUGCCAUUUCUUGUUAGAAAUGAAGAAUGUGGGAAAACAUACAAUUGUGUGUUUGCUGUUCUGAAAUUAAAUCCAAAUGAUUUUUGUAAUGUUGAAAAAAAAUCCCCAUUCACUGAUUAUUUAUAUUAUUCAUUGUUUUCGGAGAGAAACGACAAUGUGUUCAUCUAGUACUGAAGUUUAGUAGAUUUCAUUGGGUCUUUGCUUGUAAAGCCUUCUCUGUAUUUGAGGUCUAUAAGCUGAACCUAACAGUGAUAUCUCUUUGUUAUAUAAAACUGAAACAAACUGUGAAAUGCAAGACAUCAUUACUAUAAAAUUGUGAUGCUUAUCUUCCAUCAAAGGCACUGCGGCGCUUGCUUUUGUGAACGCCACCAUGUAUAUAUGACUCAUAGAUAUUCAUGUGUAUUUUAAUGAACAGUUCCUUAUUUAUUUAAGUAAGAAUAAUGUGCUGGUUUUUCUGAGGUGAUUUGCUGUGCACCAUGCAUUUGAGACACAUGCUCUGGCAGCUGCUUUAGCUGCUGGAGCUAGUGUGUUUUUUGUGUGUGGUGCAAAUUCAGGAUAGUUUUCUUUUGUGGAUGUUCAGUAAGAUUCUGUAGGGUUUUUGUGAAAAGUACAGUGAUACUGGUAAACAGCUUUGGAGAUUGCUUCAGGUAAAGUGACCAUAUUUUAUUUUGACACUGCAGGCGUAUGGGGGGGGGGGGGGGGUUAUAUUUAUGGAUACAUGAUUGUGUUUCUCUCUCAUUCAGGGCUAUUGAUAGCUUAGAUGAAUUUUGUUAGACACAGCAUCAUUUGUGCCACAGUAUGCUUUUAUAAAUCUGAAUUCAUUCCUAUUUUGUGUCAAGGAUAAGCAAGUCUUUUAAGCAGUAAUAAUAAUAACAAUAAUAAUUAUAAUAAUAAUGCUACAUAUUGUAUGUACAUGCAAAUGUAAAUUGUACUAUGUGCCAAUAAAAAUGUCUUACCUAUAGAUCACAUGCAAAGGACCUAAGAAUUUUUCACAAUUGACAGAUGCCAUGUAGGCCAGACAUGCAAUGCAAUGGUUUGAUAGUUGGGCUAAUAUCCAGGAGGUUGUAUGUUUUUUUGUGGAGUGUACCCUGGAGCAAGGUUUUGCACCUGAAUUAAUCCUUACAUUGACAAGAGUUGUAUAAGUGAUUACUACUGUAAAGUGCAAACUGUGUAAUUUGCCCCUGAAAUGGGCCUCUGCCAAGCAAAUAAAUAACAUAAUGUAAUAUACAGCAGUCA
Messenger RNA from Anguilla rostrata (American eel), 6460 nucleotides. RefSeq names its product glutamate receptor, ionotropic, N-methyl D-aspartate 1b (gene grin1b). The transcript has 23 exons. NCBI's taxonomy places the organism in Eukaryota, Metazoa, Chordata, Actinopteri, Anguilliformes, Anguillidae. Gene Ontology annotation, molecular function: NMDA glutamate receptor activity. Gene Ontology annotation, cellular component: NMDA selective glutamate receptor complex; neuron projection; plasma membrane. Gene Ontology annotation, biological process: monoatomic ion transport; chemical synaptic transmission; ionotropic glutamate receptor signaling pathway. The record is from RefSeq and is a predicted model, not a curated record. Bases 430 to 3327 code for a protein of 965 amino acids.